Osmerus eperlanus (European smelt) is the source of this 4183-nucleotide messenger RNA. It is a transcript of the gene arhgef19, whose product is annotated as Rho guanine nucleotide exchange factor (GEF) 19. The coding region runs from base 365 to 3277 and encodes 970 amino acids. Gene Ontology annotation, biological process: activation of GTPase activity; regulation of actin cytoskeleton organization. Gene Ontology annotation, molecular function: guanyl-nucleotide exchange factor activity; protein binding. Lineage: Eukaryota; Metazoa; Chordata; Actinopteri; Osmeriformes; Osmeridae. The record is from RefSeq and is a predicted model, not a curated record. The transcript has 16 exons.
GAGGAAAGGGAGCAGAGAACCUGAAGAGGGAUCUGCAUUGUAAGUAGCCGGCACAGCCACCACAGUGUUUCUGCCUCUCUUCUUUACUUUUUUUUUUUCGCCAAGGAGAAGAAAAGAGGAGACUGGGACGAAGGAGAGCAGGAGCGUCUCGGGACAGUUUUCCUGCCCUGCCGUCCUGUCUGCGGAACAGUGGAGUUAAAACGAGAGAGAACAGGGAAGAGAAGCCGUGAGGAACUCAAGGCAGUCAUGGAUGACACAGUGGCUCGACUAUCACGCUAGGAUGGCUGGGAUUUGAACACGGCUGCUGGCGUGGUCCAGCCCACAAGAUACUGAUACCCAUGAGCUCCCAUGCGUUCUCUCAGCCAUGCUCCCCGGGUAUGGAUUCUCUCCUCUCCCUGACUUCCAGCCUCACCUCCACGCCUUCCGCUGCCGAGGAGAGAGCCCCAGCAUGUGGAUCCCUGGCUCAGGCGAGACCCAGGCUCUGAGCGAGGCCCGGGAUGACAGGCCCCUCCUGAGGCCAUGCCACCACAAGCACGUUGCCGUGUGCCAGCAGGAAACGCUGGCGUUUAUCGAGCUACAGCCUCCAGUGACGCCCAAAACCAACGGACAGGCUUCCCCCAAGUCCAGCCUUCUGAACACGAAGCACAGCCCGUUCUCUCUGGACAGCCUCAACAACACAGUCAAUGGGGCCCAACAUGGAAACCAGAGAAACAAGCCAGAUCGAGACACUGGAACAGACCUGAGCUUUGACGCCCAGUCCCUAGGGGGCGACGAUGAGUUAGAUCCCCAGAACAACGCAAGAACGGAUCCCUCAAAGGAGAAGCCCCUGGCGGUUUCCACCGUGUGCCGUCCCCUCUAUGCUGCCCUCAGCCUCCCCCUGACUCUCCCUCUGUCCUCCCUGUACAGAGACAGGGAUUCCUGGGACUCUCAGCUGCCUGGCUCCCCUCCCUCCCCAGAGGGUCCAGGGUUCCAGAGCCCAGACACCUGUCAGCCCCAGAGAAGGGUGUCGCAGGGCUCCCUCAAAGAGAAGUCCAUCCGGCGUAAAAUGCGAGUGUACUCUCCAGACAGCCCGAGCGACGAGUCUCUUAACAGCCCCGUCCUGGACACUGACUACCUUUUCCCAGGAUCCUUUGUGUCCUUCCUGGAGGAGGACCCAGAGGGCGGGACUUUCCUGGAGGAGGCAACGAGUCCCUUGUCAACAGAGGCUGUGGACCACCAAACGUCAAACUUCCCAAAGACUCUACUGUUACCCACAGAGCCACUGCAGCUGUCUGAAGACUCCAUACCAGGGAUCAGGGAGGACUGCGUAGCUGCAGAGACCUCGCUCGCCACCAGGGGGAGCUCCUCGACUCGUGCCCGCUCAACAGACCACGAGCGGCGGCGGUUCUCAGCCUCGGAGCUUAUCUCCAGACUGCAGCUGUCCCAGAGGAAGAACUCCUUCACCCUGAAGCUUGGGAAGUCCCUCUCGGCUCGCGUGGCCUCCAGAGAGCGGCAGAAUCCCAACAGUCUCAGCCCCAACCCUGACUGUAAGUCCACCUCCAGGCACCGCUGCUCAGGGGGCUCCUGUGACAGCGCCCCCCACAGCCCUGUAGGACCCGCCCCACCUCUGCCCCCCACAGACAGCAACAUGUCGCUGCAUCGAUGGAGCACCAAACUCAGCAUGAGGAAGAAGUCGGCGGAGGAGGACUGGUGCUCUCCUCCCACUCUCAGCAGUUCCAACCGCCUGUCGCGAUUUCUUCCCAGCUCCAUUCUGUACCAGGAGUACAGCGACGUCGCCAUCAACAGAGAGAUCCAGAGGCAGCAGGGGGCGGAGCCCGGCACGGAGGAGGAGGGGCCGAGAGAGGAGGAGUCAGGUGACACCCCGUCUCCGUCCAAUCUGUCUCCGUCCAGCUCCUUCCGCUCGUCGCGCGGCUCCGCCUUCUCCCUGUGGCAAGACAUCCCCGACGUCCGGACCAGCGGCCAGCUGGACAACUUCAGCAACGAGGAGUGCAAGCUACAGGAGGCUAAGUUUGAGCUGGUGACGUCGGAGGCGUCGUACAUCCGCAGCCUGACCAUCGCUGUGGACCACUUCAUGCAGUCCCAGGAGCUGGGGGAGUGUCUGGGGGUGCAGGACAGACAGUGGCUCUUCUCCAAGCUCCCUGAGGUCAAGGACGUCAGUGAGAGAUUCCUGCAAGACCUGGAGCACAGGCUGGAGGAAGACAUAUUGCGUUUUGACGUGUGUGACAUUGUGUUCACCCACUGUCCAGCCCUGCGCAGGGUCUACCUCCCCUACGUCACCAACCAGGCCUACCAGGAACAGACCUACCAGCGGCUGCUGCAGGAGAAUGCACGCUUCCCUGGUAUUCUGGCUCGUUUGGAGGAAGACCCCAUCUGCCAGCGUCUUCCUCUCACCUCCUUCCUCAUCCUCCCCUUUCAGCGGAUAACACGGCUCAAGAUGCUGGUGGAGAACAUUCUGAAGAGGACGACGCCAGGCUCUCGCGAUGAGGACACAGCCACCAAGGCUUUUAAUGAGCUGAAAAAGAUCAUAAAGGAAUGUAAUUCCAGCGUGCAGUCAAUGAAGAGGAUGGAGGAGCUAAUUCACCUCAAUAAGAAAAUCAACUUUGAGGGCAAGAUCUUCCCUCUGAUCUCUCAGUCUCGCUGGCUGGUGAAGCAUGGUGAACUGCUGGAGGUGGACACACAGACUAUGAGCAUUUCCGGGUCAAAGUUCAAGUUGCCCACUAAACCUGUGUACCUGCACUUGUUCAACGAUUGUCUUCUGUUGUCCAGGAGGAAAGACACCUGGAAGUUCAUGGUGUUUGUGCAUGCGAAGAUCGGGGAGUUGAAAGUGAAGGACCUUGGUCAGAAGCUUCACGGCAUCUCAGGGUUCAUAUUUUACCUCCAGCUUUGUGAAGGCCAGCAGCUCAAACACCAGAUCCUGCUCAAGGCCCACACAGAGAGUGGGAAACAGAGAUGGAUCACAGCAAUGUUCCGAUCUGAUCCGUUGGAGGACAUCGAACAAGCCAGCAUCAACGACGAUCUUUCGCAAGUUCAGUGCAUAAGGAGCUACCAAGCCCAGGAGCACGAUGAGCUAACGUUGGAGAAAGCGGAUAUUCUUCAAGCAAAGACAAUUACAAGUGACGGCUGGGUGGAGGGCAUUCGCCUGUCUGAUGGAGAGCGGGGCUGGUUCCCCAAAACCUAUGUUGAGGAGAUCACGAGUCGAAGCGCACGUCUCCGCAACCUCCGCGAGAACAUCCGCGUCAAGUGUGUCACCCAGAAGCUAGAGGAUGAGCUCUUUUAAACAGCCACCUUUAAUUCACUAUAUACACUCAGAAUGUCAAACUGUAAACGUUCACGGUUACCCAGCUCAAGUAUUUUUCUAGAACUGCUUCAUGUCAUUGAAACGAUAUUAAGUUUUAUAAGUGGUGGAAGUGGGAGUUUUGAUUUAGUGUCAGCAGGUGCUAACAAGGUGUUUACCGAAAUACUGGCUCGUCUUAAACAGACUGUAAGCAAUAGGGCUGGUUAGCGGCCGUUUUCUUUCAUGCUUGCUAUGACUGCAUACAACACCACAGCAUCACGCCAAUGUUAUUAGAGACCAAAUCUUGAAAGUGUAUGAUUUGAUUUACCCAUUGAAUUACUGUUCUGUGCAAAGGCUUGCACCAUUGACCAACCACUACCAUCUACACAGAUGUUCACAAUUCCAGUGGCACAUUUACUGUUCUUCGACAUAUUUUUUGUUGUAUUACUGAGUUGUAGUACUAAUUUAAGUCCUUCCUGUUGAAGCUCCUAUAGCUGGUUAUUCUCUAUGGAGAUAUAAUGAUGUAAAUUUCAUAUUGUAGAUGUACUUACCUGUUGAAAUGAAUAGUAUAACACUUAAUUCACUAUAUUGAAUUGUAAUUUAUAUAAGCCAAGGUCCGCCAAAAAUAUUCUAUAUUCUUUAAAAUAAACCUUUAAUAAACUGACAGUGGAUGAACAAUGUGGAUAGCUGAAGGCUGAGGGAGGCAAUACACUGGGGCCUAGUUUCCCAGACAUGGAUUAAGACUAGUCCUAAAGUAAGAGAAAUAUUCAAUUAAGAUCUCCAUUGAAAAAGAUGUUGGUCUAGGACGAGGGUUAAUCCAUAUCUGGGAAACUGGGCCUGGGUGUUUAACUGGAUGUAAGCACAAUAAUGUACAUGUCUAACCCUUCAAAUAAAUGCAAAUACUUCCAA